AAGACUGCUAUUUUACCCUUCAGAUGAAAAAAAAAAGGGCCCCAUUAUUUCAGAAAAAUUUUUGCCGUUUUUUAAUUCUUUCUUUUAUCCUUGCGGUGAUCCACCAGGUGAAAGUAGUGGGCAGGGAAUGUUCAGGUAUAUGUCUGCAGUUUGCCUACCACGAUCCAGUUGUUGCAGUAUAUACUCCAGCCAAUUGCGGCAGAGAUAUGCAGGUGUGACCAUACGCAAGUCCUUUUAUUCUUCUUCUGUUGGUUCUCAAGCAUCUGAGGAUUGUUCUGUAAGUUUUGUUUCUAGCAAGUACAAAGGAAAUUUUAAGCUGCUAACUAUGGCCACAAUUGUGAGUUUGAUGGGGCGCCAGUUGCGUCUCGGAUUGGCUGCAAAGCGCCGAAGCAUGAGCUUGAGGCUCUCUCUCCCAGCACGUGAAAAAUUUUCUAGAAUCAGUUGGAAUGCAAAAUAUUUUUCGUGGAAAGCAGGAGGCACUUCUGUUGGACUCUGUUUAAGCUUUUCAACUUCUGGUCCAGUGCAUGCUGAAGCUUCUGUGGGGAAAAAUGAUGAGAAUAGUGGGUACAGUUCAUCAUCUGGCACUUCUCAUGGAAAGAAAGUUUACGCUGAUUAUUCCGUAACGGGAAUACCAGGAGAUGGAAGGUGCUUGUUCCGUUCUGUGGUUCAUGGGGCUUGCAUUUGCUCAGGCAAACCUUUGCCUGAUGAAGACCUUCAGAGAGAACUGGCAGAUGAGUUGAGGGCUAGGGUUGCAGAUGAAUUUGUUGAGAGACGGGCAGAGACAGAAUGGUUUGUUGAGGGUGAUUUUGAUACUUAUGUCUCCCAGAUUAGAAAGCCACAUGUAUGGGGAGGUGAGCCGGAGCUAUUCAUGGCCUCGCAUGUUCUCCAAAUGCCAAUCACGGUUUAUAUGCUUGACGAGGAUGCGGGUGGUCUGAUAACAAUUGCUGAGUACGGCCAAGAAUAUGGAAAGGAGGAUCCAAUUCGAGUUCUUUAUCAUGGUUUCGGCCACUAUGAUGCCUUGCAGAUUCCUGGAAAGAAGGGUCCAAAAUCAAGGUUAUAGCAUAUGAAAAAAAGGGGUUGGAGGAGGAUGGAGGGUGGCGCCCGGUGGCGGGGGGAUGGUGGGGGGCUUUGAGGGUGGAGGGGAAGGGUGGGCGGGCCGCGGGGUGGGGCGGGGCGUGCUUGAUUGGUGGGUUAAUCCAUACUGGCUUUGGAGAUACAUUUUAUAUUCCAUAAAUGUUUGAACACUCAAAGUUCCACCACAAUAGCAUCAAUGGAAUAUGAUUUACAAGCAAAGUGGAUUCUGGGAUAAACUACAUGCUGUACGACGACUACUGAGGCUGUUGAAACCACCUCCCCAUCCCCCACCCCGCAAACAUUAGCUAAUUUGUGUAUCUACAUCAUUUAGUGCUGGCUAUAUGAUAAUGUUCAAUUCCGUGAUUAUAUCUAGUAACUAUUGGUGUAUGAAUGCAUUAACGUGUAUUUUGGUGUCUAACUACUGAAUCAUCUUCUGUGUUGUGUAACCGUGUCUAAGGAAUGUUCUCAGUCGCCCCAUGCAAACAACA
Messenger RNA from Elaeis guineensis (African oil palm), 1562 nucleotides. Its product is annotated as OVARIAN TUMOR DOMAIN-containing deubiquitinating enzyme 4. Gene Ontology annotation, cellular component: nucleus; cytosol. The record is from RefSeq and is a predicted model, not a curated record. NCBI's taxonomy places the organism in Eukaryota, Viridiplantae, Streptophyta, Magnoliopsida, Arecales, Arecaceae. Gene Ontology annotation, molecular function: cysteine-type deubiquitinase activity. Gene Ontology annotation, biological process: ERAD pathway; endoplasmic reticulum unfolded protein response; protein deubiquitination.